Didymella exigua CBS 183.55 is the source of this 282-nucleotide messenger RNA. RefSeq lists its product as uncharacterized. NCBI's taxonomy places the organism in Eukaryota, Fungi, Ascomycota, Dothideomycetes, Pleosporales, Didymellaceae. The transcript has a single exon. The record is from RefSeq and is a predicted model, not a curated record. The annotation marks the transcript as partial.
CACGGCACCAUUCGCCUCUUCUUCCUCCGCAUUCAGCUCCUGCACAACUUUGCCCGGGUAAUGACCACCCGAUUCUCAUUGACAUCGUACUCCCUCAACACCGUUGUGGCUAUGACCUUGCUGGGUACACAUCGUAAAGAAGCAUGCUCACACGACUGGCCCUUACGUGACAAAGUGACACACGUCUUCGCCGUAUUUAUUGGAUAUGUCUAUGUCGCUUUCCUGAUUCUGCAGUCCAUACUCGCCUUCGGCAACUGCUUUAAAUGGUCAAAGAAGACAUAC